Molecule: messenger RNA, 744 nt
Organism: Galeopterus variegatus (Sunda flying lemur)
Lineage: Eukaryota; Metazoa; Chordata; Mammalia; Dermoptera; Cynocephalidae
Gene: NOP16
Product: NOP16 nucleolar protein
Exons: 5
Coding region: 118-654 (178 amino acids)
Biological process (GO): ribosomal large subunit biogenesis
Cellular component (GO): nucleolus
Source: RefSeq, a predicted model, not a curated record
CUCCCAAGCGGCGCACUGUAGCAGUGCGCCACCGGGCUGGCCCCGGAAGAAGUUUUUUACACGAGGUUCUGAGAGUGAGCCGCACGAGUGUGAGCUGCUGUUGUCGUGGUCGGCGCGAUGCCUAAGGCCAAGGGCAAGACCCGAAGGCAGAAGUUCGGUUACAAUGUCAACCGAAAGCGUCUGAACCGGAAUGCUCGACGGAAGGCAGCGCCGAAGAUCGAGUGCUCUCAUAUCCGACAUGCCUGGGACCACGCGAAAUCUGUGCGGCAAAACCUGGCCGAGAUGGGGUUGGCUAUGGACCCCAACAAGGCGGUGCCCCUCCGUAAGAGAAAGGUGAAGGCUGUGGACGUGGAUGUAGAGGAAAGGCCUAAGGAGCUGGUGCGGAAGCCCUAUGUGCUAAAUGACCUGGAAGCAGAAGCCAGCCUCCCAGAAAAGAAAGGAAAUACCCUGUCCCGGGACCUCAUUGACUAUGUACGCUACAUGGUGGAGAACCAUGGAGAGGACUAUAAGGCCAUGGCCCGGGAUGAGAAGAAUUACUAUCAAGAUACCCCAAAACAGAUUCGGAAUAAGAUCAACGUCUACAAACGCUUUUACCCAGCAGAGUGGCAAGCUUUCAUCGAUUCUUUGCAGAAGAAUAAUAUGGAAGUUGAGUGACUUACACCUGACCCAGGUUGAGGCUUCCUCCUGACCAUUGAAGCUGGAGUUGGGGUAUAUGGCAAGGACUGGUGUGUGGCUUCAAAAGAG